Molecule: messenger RNA, 2186 nt
Organism: Misgurnus anguillicaudatus (oriental weatherfish)
Lineage: Eukaryota; Metazoa; Chordata; Actinopteri; Cypriniformes; Cobitidae
Gene: rasd4
Product: rasd family member 4
Molecular function (GO): GTPase activity; GTP binding
Source: RefSeq, a predicted model, not a curated record
UGUAAUUAAACAGAAUUUGCUAGUUUUUGAAACAGUAUUUGUACAAAAGUUGUCACUGGGAUGGUACCUUUUAAAAUGGUCCUAAUAUGUACCAUUUAGGGACAGAUAUGUAUCUUUGAGGUACCAGUGUACGGUACUAAUGUGUUAAGCACCUUUCAGGUACAAAAGGUACACAUAAUAUACACAAAACUGCAGACUUCAUUGGCUGCAUUGGUCUAAACCUAAAUGCGUAUCUCAAUUCCCAUUGUGGACAGUGUAAAAUAUGUUCAUUAGUGUGAUUUUAAUGCGUUUAACUGCCUUUAGGGAGCUCACAAGUUUUUGCAGGAUAUAUAAGCAUGCUAUUGAAUUAUCUCAUAUAUAAAGCUAAUGUUUCUGCAUUAAAACCUGCACCUACUUUAUCAGUAUAUUACAGGAGUCAGAUAAGAUAAACCUAUGCAGUGAGAUGAAAUGUGGUUCAUGCAAACGUGACUGUCUGUAAAUAUAUGUGCAAAAAUAGUGCAUUCUGCUACAGAGAAUCAAUAAAAAAUAAACCUUUUGGGAUAUAAAAUCCAAACACCUUGUAUAGGCUACUGGAAGUGGUUAAACUGAGCUGCAAAGCCCAUCUGAGAGAUAUGCACUCCGUCACCUCUCUUAUAAGAGCUUGUGUCUUUUCUGCAUGCUACACUGUCAUUGGUCAAUGGGUUAACCAUUGGAGUAGCUGCUGCAACCUGAUUGGCUGAGGGACGAAGAGGAGAUGGAGUCUCUGCAAUUGAGAAAAUCCAUAAAUAGGGCACAAGAACACACAGAUGCAGCUGUGCCAGCUUACUAUUCAACAUUUUAUAUUCUCCACCAGUACAAGAGCUUCAGUAUAUUCAGAGGUUUGUAGUCCUGCAGAGGAACAGAGCUAUCCGAAAAACGUCCUCCACAGAGAGUUUCCGAGUUUAUACUGCAAAAACAGGCAACUGGGAUUGGGAAGCAUGUCUCUGGAGGUAAAGGGAAAAACUGAAGUGCGUUUGGUCUUCAUGGGUGCUGCAGGUGUGGGAAAAACAGCCCUGAUAAGACGAUUCCUUCAAGACAGCUUUGAGCCCAAACAUCGACGUACAGUCGAAGAGCUCCACAGCAAAGAGUACGAGGUGGCCGGAGUCAAAGUGACCAUUCACAUUAUGGACACGAGCGGCAGCUAUUCCUUCCCAGCCAUGCGUAAGCUCUCCAUCCAAAACGGAGAGGCUUUCGCCCUGGUCUACUCAGUGGACGACCCCGAAUCUCUGGAAACUGUCAAGAGCCUGCGUGAGGAAAUCCUAGAGGUCAAGGAGGACAAGUUCACGCCCAUCGUGGUGGUGGGCAACAAGAAAGACCUUCUGCAGGAACGAAGGCUGUCUGCGGAUGACGUCCUGGCCACCGUGGAGCUGGACUGGCACAACUGCUUCCUGGAGGCCUCGGCCAAAGAAAAUGAAAACGUGAUGGAGGUUUUUAAAGAGCUGCUUCAGCAAGCCAACCUCCCGAGCCGCCUGAGCCCGGCACUGCGCCGCCGCAGAGAAACCUUUCCCAAGGAGGUAGGGGUACGACCUCCUAUGAAUAAGACCAACAGCUGCUCCGUCUCCUAAAAUCGGUGAGAAACAGCCAGCAGAGGAUAACUCGAGUCAAGUCACGUCUCAGCGGACAAAAGACGAUGUGGAUGGAUCCUUGAAGCCGCAGAACAAUGCUGUUACGUAGCAACUCCUUAUUAUCGCGCUCUGAAAUCAGUAUCAUCUUUGUCUCCGGUGACAAACAGACUGAUUACUGACAAAAGGGAAAAUGAUUGAGAGACACUGAGUUUCUGAUGUGGAAAGAAUCUGUUGAAUGUUUUGAGAGCUAUGGUAAUAUUUAAUCAUGUGUGUUUCUUAACAUCCUGACUAUGUGGCACUUGAAUAUUGUAAAACUUAAGCAUUAAUGUUUAUUCACGGAAUCAAGACAAAGAUAAAAAAAUAUAACUGUAUGACACAUUCAUUGCUUUACAAAUCACUCCGUGUUAUAGCGAUUGUGUUCAUUGUUCACUUGUGAUCAUAUGCAUCUGUGAUUGCAACUCUUCACUAUGCCAAAAAAUAUAAUGUGCACUGAUUUGUUUGUUUUUGUACCUUGGUCAACAAAAAUAAACAACAAAUGGAACAUCAAAGGCAUUCUGACAGCAAUUAUGUUAAAUGAUUUGGCAAUUUGCCUUUCAUAAAUAA